UAAAUUUUUCUAAAUUGAAAAGACGUGUAAUUGGCUUUUACGCAAGCUUGUGUUUUUUGUGUUUGUGCAUUUUGGAGAGAAGGGAGAAUUUGAGAACGUGAUGAAAUAGAAAUUACUUGACGCAGUGAGAAUUUGGAGGGUGCACACAUUGAGAUGGGUUGAUUCUUGCAUUUAGCUACUUUUCAGUCGGCUACAAUAGCUUACCUUUUCUCUGGGGUAUGUUCUCCCGAAACAUAAUCUUCUUCUCCGCUCGUGCCUUGUUCUUGCGUCCCUUUGCUGAACUAGGGACUGCCAGGAGAUGCCUCAAAGGCCGCUAGGGGGCGAGAGUCCUGCGGUUCAGAGAGCUCAGUCUGCCCCUUACCAGAGGGUCAAGAAGAUGUCUUCGCCAAGUCGAGUGCUCGUCAUUGCACUGGCACUGACUCUGUACAUCGUUGAAGUGGCCUCGGCAGAAACACUAUGUGGAGGAGAACUGGUGGACGCUUUGCAGUUUGUCUGUGGAGAUACAGGAUUCUAUUUCAGUAGACCAACCAGCAGGUCUAACAGCAGACGCUCCCAGAACCGUGGGAUCGUGGAGGAGUGUUGUUUCCGUAGCUGUGACCUCAACCUGUUGGAGCAGUACUGUGCCAAACCUGCCAAGUCAGAGAGGGACGUGUCGGACACCUCUCUGCAGGUCAUAUCCAUGGUGCCCACACUCAAACAGGAUGUCCCAAGAAAAUAUGUGACCAUGAAAUAUUCUAAAUACGAGGUGUGGCAGAGGAAAGCUGCUCAGCGGCUCCGGAGAGGUGUCCCGGCCAUCCUCAGGGCCCGGAAGUUCCAGAGGCAGGCAGAGAAGAUCAAGGCCCAGGAGCAGGCGAUGUUCCACCUGCCCCUGAUCACCCUGCCCAACAAGCUUCCCCCAGUCCUGUACCCCACGGACAAUUACGUCAGCCACAGCGAGCCUCCCAACCAGCACCCCAACCCCCCCCAUCGCAAGUCCUUUGCACAGACAAGUUUGGAGGGAGAUUGGGGGGAAAAAAAAUAGGGGAUUAUAGCUUUGUCUCUGACAUCAUUUCUGUGGCAAGCCCUCUUUUGACCUCUCCCCCCACCCCCAAGCCCACUCCCAAGCCCUGCCCCACUGAGCCCCCCAACCAACCCCAACCUACCCCAGCCCUCCUCACCCAGACAAUCAAACAUAUGUUCACAUUCUUCCUGUCUCUACUCUACUCUCUCUCUCUCUCUCUCUCUCUCUCUCUCUCUCUCUCUCUCUCUCUCUCUCUCUCUCUCUCUCUCUCUUUCAUUCACUGACACAAAAGGCACCAACACAAACGAUGAACAAAAAGUUAACAACAAGGCUGGAUGCAAUUCAGGUGGAUUCUUAAAUAAAAAAGAGAACGAAAGGAAGAAAAGAAGAAGAAUAUGAAAGAGCUCUAUGGCUUGCAAGUGUCAAGAGGACAGCAGGCGGAAUGUUUUUUGUCCUUGUGGAAGGCCUUCCUGAGGCAGAUCUUUUUUCUUUCUGUUAGUCCUUUUUCUUAUUAUUUUGCACCUGUAACUAUAAAGGGCCUUUCACACUGUAAGGAAUUAUUUUAUACAAUUUGAUUCCUGUUCCAGCACCUUUUAAUCGCAAACAGAAAACAUAAAAGAAGUCUGCAAAAUUGCACAAUGCCACGGAUUACGUCAAAGUAAAGAAAAAAAGGCACUUUUUUUUUAUGAACAAUAAACGUGUUGCUUAAAUAAAUGUCAUGGUGCUAGCUUUGGGAAUGGACUCAAAGAAGAAGAGGUUGAACACGUUUUUUUUCCUUUGAAUGAAUAUUAAAAUUUUCCGUUUUAAGGAAAGUGUGACUUGAAAAAGGAGAAUAAAGGAUGCAAAGUACUUGGCUGUUGCAAAGUUAUAGGGGGACGUGUCACUGAGAGGAGCCGUAGGCUACGUUAUCAUCACGGCUAACGGCUCGUGUUAGCUCUCGGCGCUAACGGCUCGGCGGAGGAAGUGGUAUGGGGGACCUGACAUCCACCUCCCGCUCCCCCUUCGAUGGCCCCAAGGCCCUAGGAGAACGGGGAGCAUUGUUGGGACACAAAUUGGACAUUAUGGACUGCCUGGAUUGGGACUUCCUGUUCCGGGACAGUACUUCCUGUAUUUUCGUGGCUUUGUAGAACCCUGACCUGCUCUGGCAGGAAGUGACACAUUAAUAUGGACACAUAACGAAUGGGAUGAUGAUGAAUACAUUUUUUGUUUUUGACAUAUUAGUUUUUUUCUUUUCAUAUCUAUGUUUCAAAAAUUGAAAACCUUGUCAGUUUCUGGUACCGUGACGUUCCUAUUUUUUGUGAAAAAGGCAUAUUUUUAGUUUUACAUUUUGUCCAUGGUUAUUGUUAGAAUAUUAUUUGACGUUUUUUAAGAAAGGCACAAAUUUAAAUUAAAUUCAAAGCCUGGGAAAAAAACUGCAAUAAUGUCAACUAACAUAAAAUGAUUGAUUGUAUAGCAGUAGUUUUCACAUGCUUUUGCCUGAAAACAAAUACUUGAAUAUAUACAGUAUAUAUAUAUAUAUAUAUACAGUACCAGUCAAAAGUUUGGACACACCUACUCAU
This is a messenger RNA of Coregonus clupeaformis (lake whitefish), 2559 nucleotides long. Its product is annotated as insulin-like growth factor II. The record is from RefSeq and is a predicted model, not a curated record. Lineage: Eukaryota; Metazoa; Chordata; Actinopteri; Salmoniformes; Salmonidae. Gene Ontology annotation, molecular function: growth factor activity; hormone activity. The coding region runs from base 299 to 1021 and encodes 240 amino acids. Gene Ontology annotation, cellular component: extracellular region. The transcript is spliced from 4 exons.